Messenger RNA from Lemur catta (Ring-tailed lemur), 3900 nucleotides. RefSeq names its product acyl-CoA synthetase long chain family member 1 (gene ACSL1). The transcript is spliced from 21 exons. The record is from RefSeq and is a predicted model, not a curated record. Gene Ontology annotation, molecular function: arachidonate-CoA ligase activity. The coding region runs from base 279 to 2372 and encodes 697 amino acids. Gene Ontology annotation, cellular component: endoplasmic reticulum; membrane. NCBI's taxonomy places the organism in Eukaryota, Metazoa, Chordata, Mammalia, Primates, Lemuridae. Gene Ontology annotation, biological process: long-chain fatty-acyl-CoA biosynthetic process; long-chain fatty acid metabolic process; very long-chain fatty acid metabolic process.
GAUUCUGCUCCCGGCUUGCCAUUGGCCCAUCCUCCACCUCUGCUCUCCUGAGAAGUCAAGUAUGGAUUGUGUCUGCUGGUUACCUUUAGCCCAGUGGGCAGCAGCGUAGGACUCGGCAUGUGACUCAUGCCCUGAGAGACCUUGGCAGGCCGGGUAAGCACCGGCUGAGUCCUUCCAACCCCUCCCCGCCCCCACCCACACCGCCGUGGUGUGUCACCCCAUAGUCAGCUGUUGGUGGCACAGAUGAAUUCAGCUUAGAAAACUACCAACACAGGACAAUGCAAGCCCAUGAGUUGUUCCGGUACUUUCGAAUGCCAGAGCUGGUUGACUUCCGACAAUACGUGCGCACUCUUCCAACCAACACGCUUAUGGGCCUCGGAGCUUUUGCAGCACUCACCUUCUGGUACGCCACGAGACCCAAAGCCCUGAAGCCGCCAUGUGACCUCUCCAUGCAGUCAGUGGAAGUGGCGGGUGGUGAAGGUGCUCGAAGAUCCACGCUACUGGACAGUGACGAGCCCCUGGAGUAUUUCUAUGACGACGUCAGAACGUUAUACGAAGGUUUCCAGAGGGGUAUACAGGUGUCAAAUAAUGGCCCCUGUUUGGGCUCUCGGAAACCAAACCAGCCCUAUGAAUGGCUUUCAUACAAGCAGGUUGAAGACUUGGCGGAGUGCAUAGGCUCAGCGCUGCUCCAGAAGAUCUUGAAGACCACCCCGGAUCAGUUCAUUGGCAUCUUUUCUCAAAAUAGACCUGAGUGGGUGAUUAUUGAACAAGGAUGCUUUGCCUACUCCAUGGUGACUGUUCCUCUCUACGACACCCUGGGAGCCGAAGCCAUCACGUACAUAGUCAACAAAGCUGAUCUCUCUCUGAUUUUUGUUGACAAGCCAGAGAAGGCCAGGCUCUUAUUGGAGGGUGUGGAAAAUAAGUUAACACCAGGCCUUAAAAUCAUAAUUGUCAUGGACAGCUACAGUAGUGAUCUGGUGGAACGAGGCAAGAAGUGUGGGGUGGAAAUCAUCAGCAUGAAGGCGAUGGAGGACCUGGGAAGAGCCAACAGGCAGAAGCCCAAGCCUCCAGCACCUGAAGAUCUUGCAAUAGUUUGUUUCACAAGUGGAACUACAGGCAACCCCAAAGGAGCACUGAUCACUCAUCGAAAUGUAGUGAGCGAUUGUUCAGCUUUUGUGAAAAUGACAGAGAAAGCACUUGCCUUGAAUGCCAGUGACACACACAUUUCAUUUUUACCGCUUGCACACAUGUAUGAGCAGCUCUUGGUGUGUGUAAUGCUGUGUCAUGGAGCUAAAAUAGGGUUUUUCCAAGGAGAUAUCAGGCUACUUAUGGAUGACCUCAAGGUGCUUCAACCCACCAUCUUUCCUGUGGUUCCGAGGCUGCUGAACCGCAUGUUCGAUCGAAUCUUUGGACAAGCCAACACCACGCUGAAGCGAUGGCUCCUGGACUUUGCCUCCAAGAGGAAAGAGGCAGAGCUUCGCAGAGGCAUCAUCAGAAACAACAGCGUGUGGGACAAACUGAUCUUCCACAAAAUACAGUCAAGCCUGGGUGGAAAAGUCCGGCUGAUGAUCACAGGAGCCGCGCCCGUGUCUGCCACUGUGCUGACGUUUCUGAGGGCAGCCCUUGGCUGUCAGUUUUAUGAAGGCUACGGACAGACUGAGUGCGGUGCCGGGUGUUGCCUGAGUCUCCCUGGAGACUGGACGGCAGGCCACGUUGGGGCCCCAAUGCCUUGCUGCUUCAUAAAGCUCAUCGAUGUGGAAGAAAUGAAUUACAUGGCUGCCAAGGGCGAGGGUGAGGUGUGUGUGAAAGGGCCAAAUGUAUUUCAGGGCUACUUGAAGGACCCAGUAAAAACAGCAGAAGUUUUGGAUAAAGACGGCUGGUUACACACAGGGGACAUUGGGAAAUGGUUACCAAAUGGCACCUUGAAGAUUAUCGACAGGAAAAAGCACAUAUUUAAGCUGGCACAAGGGGAAUACAUAGCGCCUGAAAAGAUUGAAAAUAUCUACCUGCGAAGUGAACCUGUCUCUCAAGUGUUUGUCCACGGGGAAAGCUUGCAGGCAUUUCUCAUAGCAAUUGUGGUACCAGAUGCUGAGACAUUAUGUCCCUGGGCCCAAAAGAAAGGAUUUGAUGGGACUUUUGAGGAAUUGUGCAGAAAUAAGGAUGUCAAAAAAGCUAUCCUAGAAGACAUGGUGAGAAUUGGGAACGAUUCUGGUCUAAAAUCAUUUGAACAGGUCAAGGGCAUUGCGAUACAUCCUGAAUUAUUUUCUAUUAGCAAUGGCUUCCUGACUCCAACAAUGAAGGCAAAAAGGCCAGAGCUACGGAAGUAUUUCAGGUCACAGAUAGACGAACUUUAUUCCACCAUCAAGGUUUAACGUGAGAAAGAACGCUCAAAAGAAAGAGCACACCUCCACAGUCUCCUGUUCUACUGAUGGCCUUUGUGUUGGUGAUUCUGACGACAGCAAGCAUAGGGAAGGAAACGUGUCGUUUCCCUUGUCUACUCGGGGUUCUUGUCAUAGGAAUAUUAGAGGAAAUGGAACACUGCCUUAUAGUCACCUCGUGUUGUAGACCAUGUUUAUGGUGAUAUACGAUUCCCAAAAUGAGCCUUAAAAAUUGUAAAGGAAAAACUAUAAAUGUGUUAAGUUAUUUGAGACUUCCUCAGUUAAAAAGGCGGGUUUUAAAACUUCUGUCUCCCUGUUUUUCUAACCAAGGAGUUAGGACUUUGCUAUCUCUGAGUUGUCUGCUACUUGCUGCAAAUGCUGCAGUCCUCUGCUGCUCUAAAGAGUACAGUGCACUGGAGGGAAGCUGUCUCUUGAAAAACAAGAACAACUGUCCUGGCUGGAGAAUGUCACAAGCAGACCAGAGAUUUUUUUUUUUUUAAUCCCUGCCACCGACCCUUCCCUAUCUCACAGGCACUCACGCAGCCCUUCCGACUCAUAAGGGUUAUGAAACUCAUGCUCUUCUCCACAGUCCCCUCUUGUUCCUGUUGGAGCAUAAGGUUUCCAGUAAACUUAAGGACAGAUCCAACUCACAACAGUGCAGGUACGGAGUCUCCGACCGACUCGCACUCGCAGCAGAAUGCUCUCGGACUCUGUUCUCCAGACCUGAAUCCCUCCAUCCCUUCCCAGGGAUUAUUUAAAAAUCUGCCUUAGGUUCAGCAAUGAAGACAAGCAUUUCAAGAGAGAAAGAAUUACCUGGGUCAACCAUGCUCAACUGUGAUACCUGAAUAACUGUCUACUUUAUCUUCACUGAACCACUCACUCUGUGUGUGUAACGGCCAAUGGAUUUUUAAUACAGUUUUCAUAUCAAAAGAUCGUGUUGCAAAUAACCUGCUUUUCUCCCCCGCCAACAUAAACUCUCAGGCAAAGCAUGUCUUUAAAAAUAUUAAGGGAGUAGAUAUACUCGGGUACUUACUGAAAUGGACAGAAAUAAACAAAUGUUCUUAUAGCAUAAUGCUACCUGAUUUCUAUGAAACGUAUUUGACAAGCCAAAAUUCUAGGAUGUAGAAAUAUGGAAAGAUCAUUUCCUGGGAUUAACUUCUCAAGGGAUUUUUUUUAUGUUAAUUUGGGAAAUUAACAGCGUUUCACUUUAUUUCGAGUCUUGGCCACAUUUGACUGGAUUGAGCUGUCACUUAUACAUUUAAAGCAAAUGUUUUUGGAUAUGUGAGAGUACAUGUAUUAUACAAGCACAACAGGGUUUGCACUAAAGAAUUGUCAUUGUAAUAACACCAUUUGGUAGCCUAACUUCAUAUGUAUUCUUAAUUGCACAAAAGUCAAUAAUUUGUCACAUUGGGGUUUUGAAUGUUUGCUUUAAGUGUUGGCUAUUUCUAUGUUUUAUAAACCAAAACAGAAUUUCCAAAAACAAUGAAGGAAACCAAAAUAAAUAUUUCUGCAUUUCGAGUGA